Colossoma macropomum (tambaqui) is the source of this 2011-nucleotide messenger RNA. RefSeq lists its product as uncharacterized. The transcript is spliced from 4 exons. NCBI's taxonomy places the organism in Eukaryota, Metazoa, Chordata, Actinopteri, Characiformes, Serrasalmidae. The coding region runs from base 456 to 1157 and encodes 233 amino acids. The record is from RefSeq and is a predicted model, not a curated record.
AGAAUCCUCUGGUGUUCUCAGAACAGUGGACUGACCAGCCCAGAGUCCAGACCUCAACGUUGUUAAAUUAGUUUGGGAUUACUCGGAUUGUGAGAAGCAGAAGAUGAAACCAAUGUCAAAGACUGAACUUUGGAGGAGUAGAAAAAUAUUUUAGCAGGUUUCUUUAGAAAACUAAAAAAAAAGUCUUAAGUCUUCAUAUAUGUUCAUAUAUUCUUAUUGAUUCCUCAUGUUUACAUCACCUUAUAUGCCUCAUCCCAAUAAAAGUAUCUUCACUCCUUCUGAACGUUUACUGCUGAGGCUUUGUCCCCUCAUGAGGCUUUUUCCCCUCAGUUUCCUGUUGUAGUUUGUGUGUUACCAGGAGCUGAUUGCUCGACAUUUUGCUCCUCCCUCACACACAGUAGUUUGUACCCAAGCUGCAACAAAUAUGACUGAAGUUAACUGAAGAAGAAUGAAACAUGAGCACAACGAUGCACUGGAGAAUACUGAUCUUGUAUGUUGGCAUGUGUACACCUCUGAGUUUCUCCAGAGAAAUCCCAGGCGAAGCCAUAGUGAUCAGACCAAACUGCAACAGUGAAGCCGUCCUGCCCUGUGCUGCCAAAUCUUAUAGUCAUGCAUACACCUCCAUCAUCUGGUACAAGAUCUACCAAAGCAAAGAACACGGCAUCAUCAUACACCAAAGAGGGGAAUCAACCCCAUAUUCAAGAUACAAAGGAAUAGUGUCUCUCACAAAGGACUAUUCUCUCGUCCUGAAGAACGUCACUUUGGAACAUGCAGGGAUGUACAAGUGCCACAUUACUGCAAAAGUGGGAGAGAAAAAUAACAACUCGCAAAUCAUGCUCAAUACCUCAGAGUGUAUCACGGAGACAACCCCAGCUCCAGUCUUCACAGCUCCUGUGUUGAGUUUUACUCAUUCAGCUUCUCAUGGAAUGAACUCUUCUGAGAUCAGUGUGAUUCAGCCGGUGGAGGUGACCACCUUGUGGGCCUUUGUGGGUGUCCUAACUGUAGGCCUAACCAAAGUUCUGCUCUGUGCUCUCUGUGUGUGGGUAUGUGUUCUUAUAGUGCUGGAAAAUUUGAAAAGUCUUAUGAAUAGCAUGCAAAUUGACCAACGUUACUUCAGUUUUAUAUUAGCAGUGAUGGGCUCUUCACAAGGAAUGUGAUGUAUUGAACUGACUCAGAUGCGCAUGUGGUAUAACCAGCCAUAGAAUGAUGACUGAUUUAUGGCAGACAUUUUGAAGCUAACAGUGAGGCUUAAUCUGACAUCCUGGUUUUCCCCAUAUCUACUGUUUUCUCCUUGUUGUUAAUAUCCAGACUACUGAGUGUUUGCUUAUGCUAUGAGUAAAAUGUGGUUGCACCUUACUUGAGCCCUGAACAUAGCAAUGGCAUAACCAUGUUCUAAACAAGUCAUGGAAGAUAUCAUAUGCUGAGUUAUCAUGACUGAUUAUGUCCAGCAGCAUAACAGUGUCAUGUUACCAUUACCAUUAACUGUUGACUUAUGUAAUAAUGUUGGUGACACUUUAUACCAAAAACGGUUUAGGUUUUUGUUGAGGUUAAGGAUUAGGGCCAUGGUUAGGAUUAGGUACUGGGUAAGGUUGGGUAAGGUUAGCUUUUGCGUAAUGGGAGUAAGAUAUUACCAAUACAUCUACUUAAUGUAAGCAAGAUAUUAACCUCUAUGUAUUCAGAUGCUUCCCUACUGCUACUUCACUGAUAUGUUGUUGAUGUAUUACUGGUACUCUGUUAAGAGUUUAUUAAUCAUCUACAAAGGACCACUCCAAAUAAAGUGUUACCAUAAUGUUUGACAUCCUGAUGACUAUCUAGAGUAUACAGCAAAAAAAUUAGCAUGUGUUAUCAGCUGUCUUGAUAUCAAACAUUAUGGCAUCUAUUAUGACGAUUACUAGCAAUAUGACACUGCAGUAUUCCUGGACAAAAUAUGUUGAGACAUCUCAUAUGACAUCGUCCAUGGCAUGUUUAUGGUAUGCUGUUGCUGUUGUUGUUGUUGUUGUUGUUAUGAUAA